Pelmatolapia mariae (spotted tilapia) is the source of this 1398-nucleotide messenger RNA. Its product is annotated as melanocortin receptor 5-like. Gene Ontology annotation, molecular function: melanocortin receptor activity. The transcript has 5 exons. Gene Ontology annotation, biological process: adenylate cyclase-activating G protein-coupled receptor signaling pathway; regulation of metabolic process. Bases 107 to 1162 code for a protein of 351 amino acids. Lineage: Eukaryota; Metazoa; Chordata; Actinopteri; Cichliformes; Cichlidae. Gene Ontology annotation, cellular component: plasma membrane; cytoplasm. The record is from RefSeq and is a predicted model, not a curated record.
CUCCACAGAGGCACCAUCCAGUCCAUCUGAGGCACUUGUGGAAAAGAUUUGAAGCACAGAUACCGCUAGAGCCUGCUUGAAAAAUGGCCUCCAGGUAAGAGUUGCGAUGAUCCAGACCCGACCCACAGCAGAGAUGAAUGUGUCUGAUGAAUCCUACCAAAAGGAGGUGCUGCUGGGGAACUCUACCUGGGGCUACUCCUACUAUCAUCAAAACUACACCCUGAUCCCUCCACUAUCAGAGAAGGCUAGCACCUCCAAACCUGCAGCAUGCGAGCAGGUCCACAUCGCUAUCGAGGUCUUUCUGAUCCUGGGUAUCAUCUCACUGCUGGAGAACAUUUUAGUCAUCACAGCCAUAGUGAAGAACAAGAACCUACAUUCCCCCAUGUACUUCUUUGUCUGCAGUUUGGCAGUAGCAGACAUGCUGGUGAGUGUGUCCAACGCCUGGGAGACCAUCAUCAUUUAUCUUCUCAACAACAGACAGCUGGUGGUGGAGGAUCACUUUAUCAGGCAGAUGGACAACAUGGUGGACUCCAUGAUCUGCAUCUCUGUCGUUGCAUCCAUGUGUAGCCUGCUGGCCAUUGCUGUGGACAGGUACGUCACCAUCUUCUAUGCACUGAGGUACCACAACAUCAUGACGGUGAGGAGAGCUGGCUGUAUCAUCGGGGGAAUCUGGACCUUCUGCACUGGCUGCGGAAUUGUCUUCAUUAUCUACUCAGACUCCACUCCUGUGAUCAUCUGCCUGAUCUCUAUGUUUUUUGCCAUGCUGCUCAUCAUGGCCUCCCUCUAUAGUCACAUGUUCAUGCUCGCUCGCUCGCACGUGAAGCGCAUUGCUGCCCUGCCCGGCUACAACUCCAUCCAUCAGCGCACCAGCAUGAAGGGGGCUAUCACACUGACCAUCCUUCUGGGGAUCUUUAUCGUCUGCUGGGCUCCCUUCUUUCUCCACCUCAUCCUGAUGAUCUCUUGCCCACGGAAUCUCUACUGCGUGUGCUUCAUGUCCCACUUCAACAUGUACCUCAUCCUCAUCAUGUGCAACUCAGUGAUUGACCCGCUGAUCUAUGCCUUCAGGAGUCAGGAGAUGAGGAAGACGUUUAAGGAGAUCAUCUGCUGUUACAGUCUGAGAAACGUCUGCACGAACAUCUGUGCUCUGACUGGUAAGUACUGAGAAAUAGAAAAGACCAGUGAAAGGAUGGGUAAAAUGAACUGACCGAAUAUGACGCUGGAAUAGAAAUACUACUACCCGAGGACUGGUUCACUGCACUUUUCAGACAGUACAGUGUACCGUCAAACAAGCAACUAUUGAAAAGUAUAAGCUGGAAAGGAGACUGGAACAUUGAGUUAUCUCCUAAUGCGUCCACCAUGUACACAAAAAGGCGAGUUUACUAGAUGCAUUAUUUUAAG